Messenger RNA from Alligator sinensis (Chinese alligator), 503 nucleotides. Its product is annotated as sterol 26-hydroxylase, mitochondrial-like. The record is from RefSeq and is a predicted model, not a curated record. Gene Ontology annotation, cellular component: mitochondrial inner membrane. The annotation marks the transcript as partial. Gene Ontology annotation, molecular function: monooxygenase activity; oxidoreductase activity, acting on paired donors, with incorporation or reduction of molecular oxygen; heme binding. Lineage: Eukaryota; Metazoa; Chordata; Crocodylia; Alligatoridae. The transcript is spliced from 3 exons. Gene Ontology annotation, biological process: glucocorticoid biosynthetic process; cholesterol metabolic process; cortisol metabolic process.
CUGGGAGGAGCCUGUCUUGUGUCCAGGCUUGUGGGUAGCAGGCUCCAGGCAGCAGCCAUGAGGUCCCUGCAACAGCAGCUCUGUGCCUUCGUGUGGGCCAGAGCCCAGGGACCUGGCGCGGUCCGGGCCAAGGCCACAGUGGGUGCCACAGUGCCUGGGAGGCUGAAGUCCCUGGAGGAGCUGCCUGGACCCAGUGUCCUGAGGUGCCUGUACUGGUACCUGCUGCGGGGGUACCUGCUGCACAUGCAUGAUUUGCAGGGGAUCUUCAAGCAGCGCUACGGCAGCCUGUGGAAGCAGCACAUGGGCCCCUACAUGACCGUGAACGUGGCCUGCCCCGAGCUGCUGGAGCACGUCUUGCGGCAGGAGGGGCGCUUCCCCACCCGCUGCGACAUGGCGCUGUGGAAGGAGCACCGGGACCUGCGGGGCCAGGCCUACGGCCCGCUCACCGAGGAUGGGGAGCGCUGGCACCGGCUGCGCCAGGGGCUGGACCGGCGGGAUCGGGA